This is a messenger RNA of Labeo rohita (rohu), 3460 nucleotides long. It is a transcript of the gene sp3a, whose product is annotated as sp3a transcription factor. Gene Ontology annotation, molecular function: DNA-binding transcription factor activity, RNA polymerase II-specific; RNA polymerase II cis-regulatory region sequence-specific DNA binding. Lineage: Eukaryota; Metazoa; Chordata; Actinopteri; Cypriniformes; Cyprinidae. Bases 144 to 2276 code for a protein of 710 amino acids. The record is from RefSeq and is a predicted model, not a curated record. Gene Ontology annotation, biological process: regulation of transcription by RNA polymerase II. The transcript is spliced from 8 exons.
CAGUUGGCGAAGUGGAAGCCCCGCCGUCAAUCAAAUUAGGAAAAAAACAAACUGGACUAAAGCGAGCGCAGGCACCGAUUAAAAUAAUCAUGCUCGGAGUGUAAUUAAACGCCGAUAUCAGUCUUCUGUAAAGAACUCACGUAAUGACCGCGCCUGAAGGGCCAGUGAAAGCGGGAGUCAUGGCGGACAGCAGCAGCGCUCAGGACGGCGGCGGCGCGGAGCAGGACGGACAGCCCUCACCGCUCGCCCUGCUCGCCGCCACUUGCACCGGCCUCGGUUCGCCCGCCCCCGGAGCAGAGAACGGGGCACACUCUACUAAUGUUGCUGCUGGAGUGAACGCAGACCUCUCAGUGCAGUUAACAGGGUCAUCUGAAAGGUGGGAGGCGGUAAAGGAUGACUCGGGUGUCCUGCAUCUCCCCGGCACGGGUAUCGUCACGUCCAACGGACAGUAUGUUCUUCCUCUCCAGAGCCUCCAGGGUCUCCAGAACCAACCCAUCUUACUCACGUCAGGGACCGACGCGUCCGGCGGCGCAGUGCCUAACAUCCAAUACCAAGUCAUCCCUCAGGUGCAGACGGCCGACGGGCAGCUGGGUUUCUCUGCCUCUGCCGUCGAGGGGGCCUCCAUGGCGCAGGACGCCGCAGGGCAGAUCCAGAUCCUCCCAGACGGCACCCAGACCAUCAGCGUCACGGGCACGGCGCCCGGUGACGUUCUCAGCAACAGUCAGAACCUCAUGACCCAGUCUGGCCAAGUGCACCACAUCCCGCAGGUGUCUCUGGGAAGCUCUGCCUUCAGCAGUCAGGGUCAGGUGGUCACUAACGUGCCUCUGGGUCUGCCUGGUAACAUUACCUUUGUGCCCAUAAACAGCGUGGAUCUGGACUCUCUCGGGCUCUCGGGAGCCCAGCCAAUCGCCACCGGCGUCACGGCCGACGGACAGCUCAUCAUGACCAGUCAGAGCAUGGAGAACUCUGAGGGCUCGGAGAAAGCAGGGGAACAGCAACAGACACUCAACUCUAAUGCAACCGCAGACAUGUUUGUGCCUACCACAUCUUCAGCAUCCGCCUCGUCCUCGCAGCAGCCGGCCAGCACGAUAGACGGCACGGGCGUGCUGACGCAGUCUGCCGGGGGAGAGCAGGGAGAUGGGUCGGGCUACCUCAGUCAGGGCGCGGUGCAGGUGUCUGGAGGACAGCAAGUGAUCCAGUUACAGCAGUUGCCCUUGCAGACGGGGGAUGGUCAGGUGACUGCUCAGGCCCAGCAGUCUCUGCAAAACGUCCAGCUCAUUAACCCAGGAACAUUCCUCAUCCAGGCCCAAACCGUCACUCCAUCAGGACAGAUACAGUGGCAGACCUUCCAGGUCCAAGGAGUUCAGAACCUCCAGAACCUUCAGCUCCAGACGGCUCCAACUCAGCAGAUUACUCUGGCCCCGGUGCAGACCCUGUCCCUGGGUCAGGGCGGUACACCAGUCAGCCUGACCUCAGGACAGAUGCCUAACCUGCAGUCGGUGACGGUGAACACCGUGGGCCAGGCAGGCAUCCAGUUCCAGCAGUCCGAGGACACAGACAGCACCGGAGAUAUUCAGAUUAAGGAGGAGCCUGAUUCGGAGGAGUGGCCUCUGGACAGUAGCUCUACGCUGAAUGCCAAUGACCUCUCUCACCUUCGUGUUCGUUUAGUGGAGGAGGAGAUGGAGGGAUUGAGCCAGGAGGGCAAACGUCUGCGCAGGGUCGCAUGCACCUGCCCCAACUGCAAAGAGGGAGGCGGGAGGGGAUCUAACAUGGGCAAGAAGAAACAGCACGUGUGCCAUAUAGCCGGCUGUGGGAAGGUAUACGGGAAGACGUCUCACUUGAGAGCUCACCUGCGCUGGCACUCGGGAGAGAGACCCUUUGUCUGCACCUGGAUGUUUUGUGGGAAGAGGUUCACGCGCAGUGAUGAAUUACAGCGGCACAGGAGAACACACACCGGAGAGAAGAAGUUUGUGUGUUCCGAGUGUUCGAAGAGGUUCAUGCGCAGCGAUCAUCUGGCCAAGCACAUAAAGACGCACCAGAACAAGAAAGGCGGGGGCGGAGCCGUGGUGGCCAGCGUGGGCGGGGCCAUGUCCUCGGACAACAUCAUCACGACGGGUGGUACCACACUCAUCCUCACCAACAUCCAGCCCGGCACCAUGCAGGGCCUGGCCACCGUCAACGCUACCGUAAACACGUCAGGCUCGCAGGACCAGCUGACCACAGCCGAGAUUCCUCUGCAGUUAGUCUCCGUGUCUGCCGGGGACGCGGCCGAGUGACGGCGGAGGCGCCGCGUGAAGAGGACGGACCGCUGAACAUUCUGUUAGACUGCCAAGGUUCCGCCUCUUCCUGUACGACAUCACAUCCUCUUCUCCCGAGACUUAAUUUUGACUACGUCGAUUCCACGCUCACGCAUAUACCUUGCUUUUAUACCUUUACAUAUUUACCCUCCUUUACGUAAAUAUGUAUAUUUACGUGAAUGCAUAUAUACACACACAUAUAUAUAUUUUACAAAUAUAGAAUUAUUGGGGGUUUUGUUCAUCUUUUUAUGGGGGAAGCAUUAUUUCUUGUUUUCACAUACAACACUGAAAUGCCUUAUAUUGUAUUAUAAGCUGUCGUGUACAAAGCUCGAGUUCUUCAUGGAUGUCAAGCAUCUGUUUCAGUGUGUGCUCGUUGGAAUGGGAAUAAUCGUGUUGUGUAAACGCAACGGCGGUGACAGACGGGUGGCUGAUGUUAAAAGUGAAAAUUCUCACAUUAUUUAUUCCCCCUCCCUAAUGGCAUUCCAAACUUGUGUGGUUUCUUUGAGGGAAAUUGAUUUCUUUGCAUACGACAACACUUCCACGUCUGUCGAGCUCCAGAACGGACGAGGACUAGUCCCAGAAACGUAAGCUUUUAUUGAGUGCAAGUCAUCCCGUCAGCCCUAUAACUUGCUCCUCACACAAAGCUUCAUGUAGCGUCUUCGGUCUGAACUAGUUUUGGUGGAGUGGGGGAGUAAGUAAUGGCAGAAUUUCCAUUUGUGGGUGAGCCGUUUCUUCAUUUUAAUUAUAGGUCGUAAGUGAUAUUCGUGCUGUCAGUUCUCCAUAUAAGGAGAAAGAUGUAAAACUUUGGAGAGAAGCCUGCCAUUGUGCUGUUGGGAGUCAUGAAGGUGUCCAAUAGUGUCUUUACAUGUCUCAUUUGAUUUCUUUUAUGUCGUUUUAUUUUGUGUAGGCAAACCCAGGCCCAGCAAAGGGGAAAAAUAUGAAACAAUCAUGUAAUUAAAAAGCAUUUUAUGUAUCAUAAUUCUCAAAGCUCUUGGAGUUUCAGAUCUUUCAAUAUGAAUUUGUUGCGAAUGAAGUCUUUUUUGAGCAAAAUGAUAUUUAUAUACAUUGUAAUCUGGAUUUGUGGUGUCCACAACUGCUUUUCUAAGAAAAAAAAAAAAAAAAAGAAACAACUCCCUUCGGCUUUACUUUUUUAAAGAACUGGA